CGGCUCACGCCCGAGCAGCAGCGUGUCAGUAGGCUGCCGUUUUGGGGCCAGAACGGCGAGGCGCUCGUCGCUAGGCUGCUGGCCUUUGCGGGCGCAGCGAAGACCACCAUCCUGCGCCACAUUGUCAGCUCGUACCCAGACAUCUUCUUCGUGGUCGUCAUGUUCAACAGCGCGGUGCAGGUUGCUGUUCAGGCCAGCAUGAGACAGGACCUCGCGCGAGAUCGGGCAGCUGGCCUGCGGCAGCAGGAGAACUUCGAGGUGCUCACCUCGCAUGCCCUGGUGAGCCGGCGCUUCCGCGUGAACCAGAAGUUCCCAGGUCGCAAGAGAGGCGAUGUGCCCGCCGGGGUAAUCCGGACGUUCCUGGCCGGACGGUGGCGCCUGAAGGAGGCCAAGUUGGUGCCCAGCUCGGUGGUGAUUGCGGUGCGCAAGACGGUGGAACGCUACAUGAUGUCUGCUGACAGCGUCCUGGACAAGAAGCACCUGGUGAACAGCUCCAAACUGCUGAGCUGCGCGGAGGAGGGCCUGGCCAAGCUGCAGUCGGAGGUCCAGCGCCCCUUGGAGGCCUUCGCUAGCAGCAGCGAGCAGCUCAUCGUGGCCGCCGCACGCGGGCUGUGGGAUGCCAUCAGAGACCCGAAAUCGACCGAGGUCGAGCACCUGCCCCACAACGCGUACUUGAAGCUGUACGCUCUGUCUAAGGAGGUGCUCACGUUCCCCAGGAGGACGGUGCUGCUGGUGGACGAGGCGCAAGACCUGAACGCAGUCACCGCGCAGGUGCUCAUCGACAAGCAGGAGCUUCCCGUGGUCCUGGUGGGCGACCCCCGCCAGCAGAUCUACGCAUUCAACGGAGCGUUUGGCCUAAUGGACCGCGUGACCAUCGCGCGCCUGUACGAGGGCGAGCUGGUGCUCCGACAGACCUUCCGGUUCGGCCCGGAGAUUGCCGCCGCCGUGAACACCAUCCUCAAGGCCGGACACCAGGAGCCGCGCUAUGUGGUUGGGCGGGACAGCAGGUCCCACCCGGGUGUGGUGUACGCGCUGGUGCCCCGCGACAAGACCCUGGACACCGUCACGUACGAGGACGUGGCGAAGCCCUCGCGCAAGGGCCGCCCGGCAGCCGGCACCGCGGACUACCGCAACCUCCGCCUGCUGCAGUGCGGGCUGCGGCGCCUGGUGCCUGACGCGGCGUUCCCGGUUGAGCUCGAGGUUACGCCGCUGCGCGGCGUGGCUAUCCUUCCGCCGGGGUUCCAGCUGCCGCCAAACGCGGGCGCCGGCAGCAGCGGCUCCUCGCUCCCGCGGCUGACCUACGUUGCUCGCACCAACGCCGCCCUCAUCAAGGCGGCUCUGGAGCUGGUGGCCCUGGGGUUCACCGUGUGUGGCUCCUUUGCAGGCGCUGACUGGGACAGGGUGCUCGCGAAUAUCGAGGACAUUGUCAAGUUCCUGAGGGGCGACCGAAGCUUCCACCGCGGCCAUGAGCUGCACGGCAUGCGGAGCGAGGAGGAGCUGGUCAAGCUUGUGGAGGCGGAGGGCACCAGCAACCUGGCGACGGC
Messenger RNA from Astrephomene gubernaculifera, 1544 nucleotides. The record is from the annotation of a GenBank genome assembly. Lineage: Eukaryota; Viridiplantae; Chlorophyta; Chlorophyceae; Chlamydomonadales; Astrephomenaceae.